This is a messenger RNA of Ipomoea nil (Japanese morning glory), 2067 nucleotides long. RefSeq lists its product as uncharacterized. The transcript has 5 exons. Lineage: Eukaryota; Viridiplantae; Streptophyta; Magnoliopsida; Solanales; Convolvulaceae. Gene Ontology annotation, molecular function: protein dimerization activity. The coding region runs from base 1 to 2067 and encodes 688 amino acids. The record is from RefSeq and is a predicted model, not a curated record.
AUGGAAUUGGAAAGUGAUGAUAUUUCUCAACCACCAAUUCAAACUCAAAGUGUUAGAUCUUCUCAACCAUCUACAACGUCAACUACAAUAAAAAGAAAGUCCAAUGAUAUAGGUUGGGACUAUGGGGUACUUAAUGAUCCUACUAAGUCAAUGGACAAGAUUAGAUGUUUAUUGUGCAAGAAAGUAAUGUCUGGUGGGGUUUAUCGGAUCAAAGAGCAUAUUGCUGGUAUUUCAGGGAAUGUUAGCAAAUGCCCCAUAGCUUCAAAAGAAGAUCAAAUAAAAUGUAGAGAUGCUCUCAUUAUGGCGAAGAACAAAAAGAAGAACAAGAGAGCUGAAGAACUUAAUAUAAGAGCGGAGGUAAACAUUGGUUCGCAUGAGAGUUUGAGUAAUACGCCUACAAAUAGUACUGAUGUUGAUGAGUUGCAACAGUCUGAACAAAUGAGGCCACCUCGUCCAAUUGGCCUUAUGGAUAAGUUUGCUAACCAAAUCAAUCCUGAAAUUUCUUUGAGUUCAAGAAGGGGCCCGGCGCAACAACGGAUAAUUGAGGCAUUUGACAAGGAGAGGGUUAACCGAGUGAAAGAGUACAUAUGUAGAUGGGCUUAUGAAGCAGCUGUUCCAUUUCAUGUUAUUGAGAAAGAUAGCUUCAAGUUGAUGAUUGAAGCUGCUGGUCAAUUCGGUCCGGGAGCGCAGACACCAAAUAGAUAUGAAUUGAGUGAAACAUAUUUGAAAAAAGAGGUUGAUCGCGUCCGAGACAGUUUGAAGGAACAUGAGGCGUUGUGGAAAGAAAAUGGUUGCUCAAUUAUGACUGACGCAUGGACAGAUAGGAAGAGAAGAAGCGUCAUGAACUUGUGUGUAAAUUCAAGAUUAGGCACUGUUUUUUUAUCUUCUAAAGAGUGUUCAAGUGAGGCACACACAAGUCAGUUUAUAUUUGAUGAAUAUGUGGAGCAUGGUAUUGAACAAGUUGGAGUGGACAAUGUUGUUCAAAUUAUCACAGAUAAUGCCGCAAACAACAUGGGAGCUGCUAAAUUGUUGAAGGAGAAGAGGCCACGGCUAUUUUGGACAUGUUGUGCAACUCAUUCCAUUAAUUUAAUGCUUGAAAGCAUUGCAGGUUUACCCCGAUUUAAAAAAGUUCUUGAUCAAGCAAAGAGGUUAACUAUCUUUAUCUAUGCACACCACAAAACAUUAGCAAUGAUGAGAACCUAUACAAAGAAACGUGACAUAAUUAGGCCAGGUGUGACUAGGUUUGCUUCUGCAUUUCUAACUUUGCAGAGUUUACUUGCUAAGAAAAUGGAAUUAAGGGCUAUGUUUACAAGCAAUGAAUGGGAUGAAUAUAAGAAACCUUCAAUGAGAUUUGUUUAUGGUGAGCUUAUGCAAGCCAAAGAGGACAUUAAGAAGACAUUCAAUGAAGUGGUAAGAAACUAUGAGCCUAUUAUUAAGAUAGUCGAAGAAAAGAUGAGCAAUAGGCUAGAUUCUCCUCUUCAUUUGAUGCCUUUCAUGUUGAAUCCUUAUUAUCAUUUUAAGGAUCCUCGACUUCAUUUGGAUGUUAAUGUUUCUCUUGGAUGUAUUGAGUUUCUUGAAACAUAUUACCAUGGCGAUAUAGAAAUGCAAAACAAGGUAUUGAAUGAUGAAUUUCCCAUUUACAAGAGGAAAGAUGGUGUAUUUGGGAAGACACUUGCGAUCAAAGGAUGUGAGACAAAUAAUGAGCGAUAUGAUCCGGCAAUGUGGUGGUCAACUUAUGGUGGGACAACUCCCAACUUGCAAACAAUUGCGAUAAAGAUUAUAUCUCUUACUUCAAGUUCAUCGGGUUGUGAAAAGAAUUGGAGUACAUUUGAAGGGAUACAUACAAAAAAAAGAAAUAGGUUGGAAUCUAAUCACCUAAACAAUCCAGUCUUUGUGCAAUUCAAUACAAACUUGAUGAACAAAAGGAAAAAAGAGCAAAAUGUUGAAAUAUUACUUGGUAGUGAUGCAACCUUCGCACAAGAUUGGAUUGUUGAGGAUGAAGUUGAGGUUGUUGGUGAAGAUGAAGUGGCUACUAAUGAGGAAGGUGAUGACGCAUUAAGACCAUGA